UCUCUAUGAGUCCAUGUUCUAGAUGCUCCAUCCCACCCAACUUGUUAAUAGUGAGGGAUGGUGUGACCUUCCUGUGUGGAAUUCCCGGACAUACAGAAGGACUGGGGACAUCUCUCUGGUGGUCUCCUCCUUAACACCGGUGAUUGUCGAGGGAGCGGCUGAUUGUCCAUCAUGACGUCCUUGUAGGAGAUCCUUGUGUCCUUCUAAAUACUCCCACUCCUCAUGGAAGAAAUAGGACAGUGACACCACUGACACCUUAUAGGGAAC
Staurois parvus is the source of this 267-nucleotide messenger RNA. The record is from the annotation of a GenBank genome assembly. Lineage: Eukaryota; Metazoa; Chordata; Amphibia; Anura; Ranidae.